CCCUUGCUGUGCAAAGCAGCGCCUUAAACCCCUCCCCUCUGCUUUCACUCUGCCACCUUUCCCUUUCCUGCUCAUUCAGAACAGAUGAUGCUCCCUCUCACAUGCAGACCUCUCCUCUCCCUUCCCUCUUCCCCAGCCCUUUAACAAGCUGCACACCAGAUAUUCAUCGGGAUGGGAGAGAGCAGGGGCAAGGGCAGGCUGGCAUCUGACAGGCAGAAGUAGUGCUGCAGUGGUUUGGGGAACCCCUCCUCAGCCCUGACAGAGUGAAGGAAAUCAGGAAUACCUAGGGACAGGGGUGUGUGCAUUUAAAUCACCGUGCUACGUAAAUGUUUUGUAAUAACAGGCAGAGGGAAGAAAGGAGGAGACAACCCAAGGAGCAGAAGACGACCCCAGCUUUCUGGUGAUGGCAUGGACCGGACACUUUUCCAGCAGCUGUUCUACCUACCUCUCAGUCCUGUCACCGUCCAGCAUCCCCAAAGUGCCAAGGCACAAGACUGAUGCAGAGUCACUCUUAGCAACCCAGCCAUGGCCGGAGAUUCUCGAAUCUUCAUGAACCAGGACAUGGACAUCGGAGUUGUAUCCAGAGAACCUAAGAAGAUUCCCAAACAGGCUCGAGAUGACGUCCCCAUUGCCACUGACCGAACCCGCCUCAUAUCAGCAGAAGGUAAGAAGCCACGCCAGCGUUACAUGGAGAAAAGUGGCAAGUGCAAUGUACACCAUGGAAAUGUCCAAGAAACCUAUCGAUACCUUAGUGACCUCUUCACUACUCUGGUGGACCUCAAAUGGCGUUUUAAUCUUCUUGUCUUCACUAUGGUCUAUACCAUCACUUGGUUGUUUUUUGGGUUCAUAUGGUGGCUCAUUGCCUAUAUCCGGGGAGACCUGGACCAUCUUGAAGAUGAAAACUGGAUCCCCUGUGUUGAAAAUCUCAGUGGAUUUGUUUCUGCAUUUCUGUUUUCUAUUGAGACUGAGACAACAAUAGGGUAUGGCUAUAGGGUCAUAACGGAGAAGUGCCCAGAGGGCAUUGUACUGCUCCUGAUCCAGGCUAUUCUGGGCUCCAUUGUCAAUGCGUUCAUGGUGGGAUGCAUGUUUGUCAAGAUCAGUCAACCAAAGAAGAGAGCUGAAACCCUCAUGUUUUCUAACAAUGCGGUGAUUUCCAUGAGGGAUGAGAAGCUCUGUCUCAUGUUCCGUGUUGGAGACCUCCGCAAUUCCCACAUUGUUGAGGCUUCCAUUAGAGCCAAACUGAUUAAGUCCAAACAGACCAAAGAGGGAGAGUUCAUCCCCUUGAAUCAAACAGACAUCAAUGUGGGAUUUGACACUGGAGACGACAGGUUGUUCCUGGUGUCACCUCUUAUCAUCUCACAUGAAAUCAACGAGAAAAGCCCCUUCUGGGAGAUGUCUCGCACCCAACUGGAGAAGGAAGAAUUUGAAAUUGUGGUCAUCCUGGAAGGAAUGGUGGAAGCAACAGAUUUGAAUUUUUUAAAAGGGUAAAUAACAACAAACUGAAGAACACCAACACACAAGAAACACAUCAACCAGCCUAAAAUGCAGUGUUUCUAUUUUCCUGAAGAAGAAAAUAAACAUUUUAUUAGUCAAGUGAGAGCUCUCCAGGGACCCACAACUAUUUUACUUCCUAACCCAUGAAGCCAGCUGCAGCAGAAUGCCCACUGGCAGGGGUGUUUCCAAUCAAUAUUUUAGUACAGUUGUGGCACUGUGACUUGACAACAGGUUAAAAACACCAAAGGGAGACUGGGUUUCUGAACAGAUCCGUGGUGAUCAUUGCUGAGUGAAAUAACCACUGUAAAGGCAAAAUCAAUAUAGAUGACAAGUGUUCUGACUUCCAGUGCUGCUUUGUGGGCAUCUUGAAAGCACCAGCAUCACUCACAGUGCUUACUUAAUGAAUUGGUCACAGAGAUUAGUUUAGGGAAUUAAUUCUCUUGUGCCAUAUCUUAAAGGGACACUUGUCGAGAUCAUCUGGCCCAAAUUUGAUCUACAAUAAAAGGAAAGAAACUGAAGGUGAAAAAUCUGUUUGCUAAGUGAAUACAUUUUUUCUUGCCACUGUGAAAAAGCAGAAAUGCAGUGAAAACAAAAAUCAGAGCUAACCUGUCGACGGAGCAGGGCUAGGCUGUUGUUGGGCCAAGCCUCUUGCCUUUAUCCUCCUGAUGCGUAAUUCAACUUACUAUAUCAAGCAAGGCAGCCAGAAUGCAGAACAGCAGUGGAGAUUUGCACACCUCCUCCAUGUGCUUGCAGAGUGAACUGGGUUAUGUGGUGAAGAAAUGGCUGACUCAAUUAAAGAACAUUAGAGGCUCCUUUUUUUCUUUUUUUGCCCUCACUGUCAUUCCAUGUGAUGAAGCAGUCUACAUAGACUUUCUGGAAAAUAAUUUGAAGACACUCUCUUCCCUUCCAACUUUCCCCUUUUGCUGCUAUUUACUGACAAUUAACCAAAACCUAAUCUAUCAGUAGCUGUCCUGCUAUCCUCAUUCUGAAUCUACACUGUCCAGUGUUGCGAUUGUCUGGGCAGAGAUACUGGUGCUUUUUACUUCAUCCUUGGUCCUCACUGGCUUUCUCUGCCUCUUUUUCCAACCUAUAUUAAAUAACCCAUAGGAGACAGUCCAAAGGCCUGAUUAGUCCCAUGGCUAAACAAAGUUUUAAUAAACUCUUAAGAAAGGAUAGGUAUAUACACUUCUGGCUUACCAUGGUUUCAUGAUUGCAAGCAGUUUACUCAGAUUCAGGAUCCCGCAUCUCCAUUCCUCAUCCUGUCCCUAAGAGAAUGUAACCUUUUUGCACCUCAAAUUAUCCAUCUUUACAGAAGAUACAGUAAAAUUUUGUGGCUGAAAAAAAAAAAAAAA
Anas platyrhynchos (mallard) is the source of this 2846-nucleotide messenger RNA. NCBI's taxonomy places the organism in Eukaryota, Metazoa, Chordata, Aves, Anseriformes, Anatidae. The record is from RefSeq and is a predicted model, not a curated record.